AUGUCUGGAGAUAAACAAUUUCAAUCGGAAAUCGAUGGUGACGUUUUGAAAUACUGGAAUCUAUGUGGAUCUGCUUUCAAACACAAUCAAUAUGCACCUUUCAUAUUAUUUAUCGAUAGAGCUAUAACAGAUUUAGAUUGGGUCAAUUUAAAAAUCGAAUGUGUUCAAGAUCAAACAAAUUUUGAACUGGCUCUGGAAAAAAUCAGUUCAUUGAAAGAUAAGGAAAGCAUACCACAAGUUGUUAAAAUUAUUUCAAUGAUGUUCAAUUGUUUGAAUGACUUAUACAAUUGUGAUGAAGAAAUUGAAAAUGCUGAGCUCCCAAAAGAAAUAAUUGAUUUUGUCCAAAAUUAUGUGAAAAAGAACGAGCGGUUUGAAAUACCAGUCGAAUAUCAUCAUUCAGGGUUAUUUGAAUUGUUUGUGGCUGCUCAACAAUUUACAUCAUGCUUUUUAC
Molecule: messenger RNA, 451 nt
Organism: Entrophospora sp. SA101
Lineage: Eukaryota; Fungi; Glomeromycota; Glomeromycetes; Entrophosporales; Entrophosporaceae
Source: the annotation of a GenBank genome assembly